AACUAAAUAGAGAACCUUGUGCUUGCUCUUUAACCUGGAAAAAAUUAGCGCUCUAUAUAUUGGCACAUUUUGCCCGAGAAUAGCACUUUUAGUUUCAGUGUGGUUGAGCAAAGGUGCACUAGAGCAGCAAACAUGCCGAUCAAUGCUGAACAUAUCGGAAUCACCGGCGUCGCCGGCCGCUUCCCCAACUGCGCCAACGUGGAGGAGCUCAAAGACGCCCUCCUCGGCGGCGUGGACCUCCUCUCCAACAGCCACGACCGCUGGUCCUGCGAGAGCUUGGAAACCUCCUCCCGUCUCGGCAUAAUCCACGACUUCGAAUACUUCGACGCCGCUUUCUUCGGCAUCAACCCCAGGGAGGCCAACACGAGCGACCCCCGUCUCCGCAAAAUCCUGGAGGUCACCUACGAGGCGGUGCUGGACGCUGGCAUGAACCCCACGGACCUCCGUGGCAAAAACGUGGGCGUUUUCCUCGCAGUCACCCAGAACGACAUCUCCGACUUGAACUACCGUGGCGGGAUCAUCGCCAGGUCGGCUGCCAUCAUGGCCAACGUCGUUUCGUUCUCCUUUGACUUCAAGGGCCCGAGUCUGGCUGUGAACACGGCGUGUUCGAGCGGGUUUUACGCACUGACCACUGCCGUAGAUUGCAUUCUGGCCGAUAGGUGCGAUAUGGCCAUUGUUGGGGCUGUCCAGCACCAGUUCGACCCGGCUGAGAGCAUGGAGCUGAUCAAGCUGGGGGUGCUGCACAAGGAGGGAGUUUGCAGGUCGUUUGAUGCCAAUAGGAAGGGUUAUGUCAAGUCGGAGGCGAUUGCUGCUCUAGUUUUGCAAAAGAUCGAUGAUAGUAAAAGGAUGUAUGCGACUCUGGCUGGGUUCGGGUGCAAUGUGGAAGGGUUUAAAAGAGACGGGAUGGCACACCCUUCACAUAAGAUGCAAAUGGCGAUGUUCCAGCAAGUUUUUAAGCAUUUUAAUCUUGAUCCCUUGGAUGUGAACUACGUGGAGACGCAUUGCACGGGAACUAGGGUUGGGGAUGUGGAAGAAGUGGCGGCGAUUGAUGCGUUUUAUACCAAAGGGCGCAAAACGCCAGUGUUGAUUGGCUCCAUUAAGAGUAAUAUUGGACAUACGGAGACCACGUCAGGGUUGGUGUCCUUGACUAAGGUUGUGAUUGCCAUCAGGGAAGGGGUGAUUCCCGGGAAUUUGCACUUUAAAACGCCCGAUCCAGAAAUGAAGGGCAUUUGUGAAGGGAGGUUAAAGGUAAUUGACAAAAACAUGCCAAUCCCCGAAGGCCUCAUCUCCGUCAACGUCUUCGGUUUCGGCGGCGCCAACGCCAUGGUGGUCCUGCGCCCCUUCAAAGACCGCAAACAAGUCAUAAACAGCCUCAGCCACCGCCUGGUGCACGUCUCAGGCCGCUCAGAAGAAGGCGUCAAAGUGAUGCUAGACGCUGCCAUUAAACACAAAGCCAAUGCACAAUUCCUUUCCCUUCUGGACAACAUCUUCCACAAACCCAUUGACAACCACAACUACCGUGGCUAUGCAAUUUUAUCCAACGAUAGUCACAUGCAAGUCACCCAAACCUCGACCAGGAAACGUCCAGUCUGGUUCGUCUAUUCUGGCUUUGGGGCCCAGUAUCCAGGCAUGGGCAAGGAUAUGAUGAAAAACGAGGUGUUUAGAAACACCAUUAAAGUGUGUGCUAAUGCUUUGAAACCACAUGGUGUGGACUUGGAGGACGUUAUCAUGAAUGGGACCGAUGAUACGUUCAAUAAUUUGAUCAAUACUUUCACUGCAAUCACUGCGAUCUCUGUGGCUUUGACUGAUGUUUUGGCCAGUUUGAAUAUCACGCCGGCUGGGAUUAUCGGACACUCGUUGGGGGAAGUUGCUUGUGCCUACGCCGAUGGUUUGAUCACCGCCGAACAAGCCGUCUUGAUCGCCCAUGCCCGAAGUUACGCCACAACUUCGUCCAACUUAAUCCCUGGUGCCAUGGCAGCUGUCGGCCUCUCUGCCGAAGAAUGCGCCAAACUCCUCCCUGAAGGAGUUUACAUCGCUUGUGACAACUCCGACGACAACGUCACAGUCUCUGGGCCUGACUUCGCAGUCAAAGACUUUUUGAACCAGCUCGACGUCCGUGGCGUUUUCAACCGACUGAUCAGCAACGCCAACUACCCUCUCCACAGCCCCCACCUCGAGCCAGCCGGCCAAAAAAUGUACAGUUCCGUGAAGAAAGUCCUCCCGGAAGUCAAAGCCCGGACUUCACGGUGGCUGCCUUCGGCGGUUCCGGAAAGCGAAUGGAACACAGAUUUGGGGAAAUACAAUUCGGCCGAAUACCAGUUCCACAAUUACACCAACCGGGUUUAUUUCAGACAGUUGUUGAAGCAUGUGCCUAAGGAUGCCAUUGUGGUGGAGGUUGCACCUAGAGGUCUCCUUCAGGCGAUUUUGCGCCGCGGGCUUGAUAAGAACGUGACGCUUGUUCCUUUGCUUAAGCCAGGUGUGGAUAAUGUUGAUUUCUUCUUGUCGAGUGUUGGGAAGUACUAUAAUGCUGGAGGGCCGCUGGAUGUGACACAGUUGUACAAGCCAGCACAGUUCCCUGUCAGUAUUGACACGCCGAUGAUCAAUAAUUUGGUCAGGUGGGACCAUAGGGUGAAGUGGCACAAGUUGAGGUUCAAUCCGAGGAGUUACUUCGGGAAGAGGAUUGAUAUUGAUAUGACGGACCAAAGCAACCAUUAUCUGGAGGGACAUAUUGCCGAUGGGAGAAUGAUGUUACCAGCGGCUGGGUAUAUUGUUCUAGUCUGGCAAACCUACGCCCGCAUGUUGGAAAUCCCCUUCGACUCCUUGCCUGUGGUCUUCGAAAACGCCAAAACCCUUCGUCCCGUCAUCCUCGCCGAGAACGCCAUCACAAGCGUCGUCGUCAACCUGUUCCGCUCGACCGGCAAAUUCGAAAUUUGCCUUGAAAACGACGAAGACCACCCUCUGGCCAUCGGCCAGAUCCGCGCAGCGGCCGACACCAUCGACGAGGAGUUCCUGGACUACUCCUCCCUGCCACGGCCAAGCCAAUACAAGCUGAAAAUCAGCAGCGAAGACUUCUACAACUGCAUGCAUUUGCGUGGCUUCGACUACGACGGCCUGUUCCAGGGCGUGCAAAGCUGUGAUCUCGACGGCCGUUCAGCCACUUUGAAAUGGAACGACAACUGGGUGGCGUUCAUUGACAGCAUGACCCAGUUUAUCCUAAGUAUUGAAGCCACAGGGCACAGUCUCCCAACAGUGUACGAAAAAAUCGUAAUCAACCCACAAGAGCACCUGAAAUCGAUCAGCGCCAACCAGACUGUGACGCUCAACUACAACAAGCAUUUGAAAGCUGCCAAGUGUGGUGGUGUUGAACUGAGGAGUCUAACUGUGACCAAUGUGAAGAGACGAGUGGCUGAUGUGGAACCGUGCUUGCGGAAAUACACUUUUGUGCCGAAUAACGACACCAAGAAAGAGGCAGAUUCGUUCCACCACGCCCUAGAUGUUGCCUCCCAAAUUGUAAUAGAAAACACCACCGAAUAUUUGAACAUUAACAUUGGAGAAAUCAAAUCAGACGCUGCUAUACAAAUUCUCCGAACGAUGAUUGAACCCGUCAACUUGAAAAAAACCACCUUCCACCAACUCAACUCAAUUGACGACAACAUGGAGGCGAAGUACGACAUGCUAAUCGCCCAGGAAAUCACAAAGGAUCAGAGUGACCUCCUCAAGGACUAUCUGAGGCGUUCGCGUUUUGUUUUCGCCAAAGUGCAAAACACUGACUUGAAGGACGUCGACUUGAUUUACCAACACGUCACAAAAACUGGUAUUUAUGUUUUACUGAGACGUCCCCAAGACUUGCCUGAAAAUUACACGGUUGUGAUGGCAAACAACAACAACUACAAUUGGGUCAAAGACUUGAAAAUGGCAGUGAAAAAAUACCGUUCCUCCCAAUCCCGCAUUUAUUUAAUCAACGAAGACUUCAAUUCGGGAAUAGUUGGUUGGUUUAAUACAAUAAGACACGAACAGUACUGUCCCAACAUUCGUUUGUUCCUCAUCAGGAGCUACAAAGAGGUGGAACCGUUCGCCCUCACCUCAAAAUUCUACUCCCGGCAGUUGAAGAAGGACCUCACGGUGAAUGUGUACCAGGACGGGGCUUGGGGGACGUACCGCCGGUUGCCCCUGGAGCCGUUCCAGCCCCGGCUGUACGCCGAUGCCUGUCUUAUGAAGGAUAACAGUGGGGUUAAGUGGGUGGAGAAGUCGCCGUAUGUCACCAAGUGCGAGAUUAUGGUGCAUUUUGCGAGUCUGAGUAGUUGGGAUUUGGCGAAAAUCACAGGGAAGGGCGGGGAUGCCGAGUAUGAGUUGCUGGGGUUGGAGUAUUCGGGGGUUGAUAAGAAUGGGAAUAAUAUGAUGGGGUUGGUGCCUAAAGGGGCGCUUGCCACGUCGGUGCAACCGCACGAGAAGCUGACGUGGACGUUCUCGAAUAAGUUGUCGGCGGAGGAGGCGGCCACGAUUCCUCUGGCUUAUACUUUGAGUUACUACGCCCUGUUUGUGCAAACCCACCUCUCCCCCAAGGACUCAAUCCUCAUCCACAACUCCGGCACUGACGUCAGCAUGGCCGCUAUCGCCCUCGCCACCAACAAAAACUGCACCGUUUACAUCGUCAUCAACUCCUCCAACCGGGACGUGUUACGCAAAUUCCCCAAAAUCCAGGAAAACAACAUCAUCUACGACAGCGAAGGCAGUCCCUUCUACGAAACCCUCAUGACCAAAACGAACGGCAAAGGCGUCAACACAAUCUUCAACUGCAACUCAAUCGAACUCCUCAAACUCUCCAAAAAAUGCAUCGCCAAAAACGGCCGCUUCAUCGAGUUCGGCAACAGCUUAGGCACGUUCUUGGAAACUGAAAGUUUGAUGGAAAACAACUGUUCCCUGUACAACAUCAAUGUGAACGACGUCUUCGACGAAACCCCCGAGAUCCUCGACAUCAUAGCCAAGGAUAUUGAUAGAUAUGUCAAAGAGGGCGUGGUUGUGCCGCUCAAAUACUCGGUGUAUGGCAAGGAUGACAUCGAGAUCGCGUUGAAGAACCUGGAGGAUAAGGACUACGUGAAGAAGUGUUUGAUCAAGAUUAAGGACAACGGUGGGUUCUUCUCCAAGCCGGAGAACCGCAUCCUGGCGUUCCCGCGCACUUACAUGGACCCCAGCAAGUGCUACAUCGUGAUCGGGGGCUUGGGUGGGUUCGGUUUCGAGUUGACCAAGUGGCUGAUUGAACGUGGUGCCAGCAAGAUCGUGAUCAACUCGCGCCGGGAGGUGCGCUCCGGUUACCACGCCAGUUGCCUGCAGAAGUGGAACAACCAGAAGAUCACAGUCUUGACCAACACCUCCGACACUGCGACGCUCGAAGGCGCCGAAUCCUUAAUCAACUUCGCCACGAACUUGGCACCUGUCGGUGGCAUCUUCAACGCCGCGCUGCACGUGAAGGACGGCUUCAUGACCGACUUGGGGCCCGAGGAUUUCGCAGCGGUGGCCGGAUCCAAGAUUUUCAGUGCCCAGAACAUGGAUAUCCUGUCACGGAAACUGUGCAAGAAACUCGACUAUUUCCUCAUGUUCUCUUCCAUUGCGUCGAGUAUUGGAAACGCGGUACAAUCCAAUUACGCGUUCGUCAACUCGGCGGUUGAGCGUCUCUGUGAGACGCGCAAGGCUGAGGGGCUGCCGGCGCUGGCGUUGGAAUGGGGGCCGUUGGCCGAUGUUGGUAUUUUGGUGCGCUUGAAAAUGACGAACCCGAUUCUGGAGACUGUGAGGCAGAAGUUGAGUUCGUGUCUGAGGGUUGUUGACCAGUAUAUGCAGCAAAGUGAGCCGGUUGUCACCAGUUGUGCGUAUCCAGAUCAGUCGGGGGAAGUUAGCGAGAAGAAGACGCUGGCGGAGUUGGUUGCUGGCUUGUUUGGGAUCAAGAAUUUGGAGGAGAUUGAAGAUAAUACGACUUUGUUGGAGUUGGGAAUGGAUUCGUUGCUUGGGUUUGAAGUCAAGCAUAUUAUUACCAAAGAGUCGGGCUUGGAUGUUAGUGUGAACGAUAUACGAAAUAUGACCUUCGAGAAGAUUAAGGAAAUGUCGGCACCUGCUUAAGUGGGGUGGGGAUGGGGUUGGUUAUUGGUUGUAUGUUAUAUACAAUUACUGAUUAUUAAACAAUCUCAUGCACAAACAA
Tribolium castaneum (red flour beetle) is the source of this 6190-nucleotide messenger RNA. Its product is annotated as fatty acid synthase. Lineage: Eukaryota; Metazoa; Arthropoda; Insecta; Coleoptera; Tenebrionidae. Gene Ontology annotation, molecular function: 3-oxoacyl-[acyl-carrier-protein] synthase activity; fatty acid synthase activity; oxidoreductase activity. The coding region runs from base 133 to 6111 and encodes 1992 amino acids. The transcript has 6 exons. Gene Ontology annotation, biological process: fatty acid biosynthetic process. The record is from RefSeq and is a predicted model, not a curated record.